UGCCUUGCGUCACGCGCAAAGGCGGAAACGCGGAAGAAGAAGCAUGAGCGCAUUCCACGUCACUUGAGGUGGUUUUACGCGAGCGACCUAGGCAUUUUGACACAAGAAUUUGACGCUUUGAGGGGAAUUUCGCCGUUUGUGAUGCCACGGUCGUUUUGGCGUCACGCCCACACGGACAGUGAACGGAAUAACAGCCGAUGAUCGGAGAAUUUAGCUGAAGAGUGUCUGCUUCCGAUCUUAAUGGGUGAAUCAGGGACACGUCGCUCCACCCUGGUCUCCAGGCUUCCCAUCUUCAGGCGUAGCUCGAGCAAGAGACAGGAAUCGCUUCCUUCCUCGCCUUCCUCCGGUGGUGUCAGCAAUGGUGUCCACACUUCCUCGCCCUCCAGCACCAACUCCAGCUCCAGCAGCACAGGCAAACGCCGCAGUAUCUUUCGCACACCGUCCCUCAGCUUCCACAGCAAGAGGAACAGUGACCCCAUCCAGCUCAACCUGGAUAAUCGCAACCAGGGGUGUGAAGCCGUCCUCCGUGAAAGUUGCAAUCCGAAGCGGCAUUCGUUCGGAUUCGGCGGGCAGAAGAAAAAGAUCACGCGCUCUCAGACGGAAGACCUCGAGAAGGCCACCGGCAAUCGCAAUGUAUUUAUUAACUGCAUCAGCUCAAGGACGAAUGAGGGAGAUGAUUCGGGUUUCCUCGAUGAUGUGAGCAGCAAGAGGUCUUCCAAGCAUAAGAAACAACUCCUACCCAAGUCUUUCUCAGCUCACCAGCGGUUUUCAAAGAACUCAUCCGAUGUACCUGAACCGGCUAAAGUUCAGGAUGGUCCAGAGGAGCCACCUAAAACUGGAACCCCUGGUUCCUGGCCUGGAGAGUUGGUUGAGAGCUCUCUUCAGUCGCCUAUUAUUUCUGAGGACCGUACCACAGCGAUCACACCCUCUGAUUUUGUUCACAUCACCGAAGACUCUGUAUCAGAAGUGGAUGCUCUGCCUGCCCCCAGUCCUCCGGCUCCACCGGAAAACGUUAGCCAGGUUGUUUCUACCUCACAGGUCCCCUUAAGCCCAGCCCAUGCCACCACAGAUAAGCCAAUACUGCCAGAUACCAGCAACACAGCCAACACACAGUGCGAGAGCACCACUGCCCAUACAGAACCAGUAACGCUGCAGACCGUCCAAGAGAUUACCACUGACCCGAACCCGGAUCAGUCAGAGGCCAGUGAGAACGAACAAGCUCAAGAACUGAGCGAGGACAGCAGCUCCAAUCCAGUAGGCCGUGAAAGACGGUCUAGGAAUGCUGUUUUUAUUCAGCAUGCCGGGAAAUCAUCCAUCCAAAGCAAACUCGAGACCAGGCCAAUCCACCUGAGAAAGCCGCACACAGUGUCCAUGUGCAGCAGCGUGAGCCCCUAUCAUGAGGUGAUGCGGAUGGAGAGACGUCUAAGAUCGGCCUCUGAGGGGGCCGGAGGUCCCAGACUUCAUCUCAGCCUUAGGGAUCCCCACUGCAUAGAGCCCAACACUUUAUCCAAACAGAGAACCAACUCCUCAUCUUCCAAACUGGGCAGCCUGGAUUUUUUAAACAAUCUUGGUUCUUCUGAGCUGGAUGAAGAUGACCUGAUGUUAGAUCUUGACCUCUCUGACGACCAGCGACCUCACCAUGUGUCACGGGAGGACUCCAGUCAAUCCCUUGCAUCAUGCCUAAACCUGCUCAACUCACCACUGGAUGCCCCCAUGGAGCGGACCCCAGGAAAAGAGCCAAGAGAGCCCUCCCACAGGGAGCAGCUGCCGAUGUCACGUUGCCUCUCCCGUGACGACGAGCUAUUGGCCGGGCUGGAAGCGUUGCCGUUCAGAUUGAUGCAGCAGGACUGCACGGCAGUGAAGACUCUUCUGCUGCGUCUGCGCAGGACCCUGCAGGAGAGCACUGAGAUCAGUCCUGCAAGCAGCCUUCACUCUUUACCCAUAAGCCCUUGCAGUGAGAAAUCACUUCCUUUUAAGGAUCUUGGGAGAGAAGAGAACCAGUUUCUGCAACAGCAGCUGAAGGAGAAAGAUGAACUCAUUCUCAGAUUGCAUGCGGAGUUGGAAUCUGCUCGUGCUGUUCAGAGAACUCUUUGCCAAAAAGCUGACAAGACCACUCAGACAGAUGUUUUAGUCUCAGAGGCAGUUCAUCCAAGUCGACCGGCAGGCCAAAACAACAACGUUUCCAGCAGCGGCAGCCUCACAAGGGAGCGACGGCCGGUGCGAGCGCUCGCCGCAGACCAGCACGCGGCGGAAAGAGCGAUUGUUUGUGAGGACCGUGCCUGCGGCAGUUUAUCCACGUGCCAAGGUGGGGGAUGUUUGCGGGAUCCGGGCCGAAGAGUUGCUGAAGGUGACCAGCCGUCGUCUGAGGUACCCGGGCUGCGGAAGACAGAACACCAGGGGCCAUCUCAGAUCCCUCGUGCGGUAACAGGAAGUAGCAUGAGUCUGCCCAGCAAGGCCAGUCCCUCGCGCAGCCUGUCCUCCGACAGCGAGAGGGGGCUUCGCAGCGAGCGAGUGCCUGUGCCUAGGCUUCAGUCCUCCUUCACUGGCCGUCUGGGACAGCCGCCUCGUGGUCCGUUGUCUUUACACAUGUACAGUCGAAAAAACGUCUUUCUACAGCACUCUCUGCAAACGUCCGAACUGCAAGCUCUGGCUCAGCAGGAUGGCUGAGACAACACACACACACACAGAACAUUGACACAUACGUCACACGGAUACGAACUCUACUUACAUACACAACUUUGGUGCAGUUUCUCAGCGAUGUGACCACGAGUACCUUCAGAUCCACAUUUGACAGUAACUAAUUCUGUUUUUCCUCACCUAGACUUUAACUAUACACAAGAACUGAUUCAUUUUGAAAUCUUCAUUUAUAUUGUGUCAAAACCAAUCCAUCAUCUGCACUACUUAAGCCUUUUUAAAGAAAUAGAACAUGCUGCUAAGUACUUUAGAUACAUUUUUGUCAAAAAACAUUACUUUAAAUAAUUAUACAGAGGUACAGUAUGUGCAAAUGAGGAUGUCAAGAUGAAAGAUAGGAAACAAGGGUCCAAAAUUAACACUUAAAAAAUAGGUUUUGGCAAGUAAAUGAAACCAGUUGGCUGAUUUUAUUUGGAACGGUAACAUCACAGUUGGUUUUAAACCAUUUAACUUGUUCAUUUCUGGAAAAUGCUGUGGUCAGCUGCAUAAACACAGCCGCUAAGUUAAGGUUUACAUUCAUGCAUUUGGCAGACGCAUUUAUCCAGUCCAUUGCAAGGUAUAAAGUUUUUAUCAGUAUGCGUGUUCCUUAGUUUUGAACUCAUUGCCUUUUGCGCUGAUAAUGCAAUGCUCUACCAUUGAGCUAUACAUAAACACUGCAUCUUAGAACUAGUCUGACCAACUGGCAAUUACAGUAGUUGGGGCUAACCUGUUAGAUUUAAGUUAGACCAGUCUACCUUUCUGUGUAACUGACUUUAAAGGGAUAGUUCACAGAAAAAUUAUAAUCUCAUCAUUUAUCGUAUUUUCUGGGCUAUAAGUUGCUCCUGAGUAUAGGUCGCAUCAGUCCAAAUUGAAAGAGGAAAAAACAUCUAUAAGUUAUGAAUGUCCCGAUACCACUUUUUCAUUUUCUGAUCCGAUUCCGAUACCAGAAUUCCGAAUAUCAGCCGAUACCGAUAUCUGCCGGGUGCAGGAUUGAUGUCAUAGACACGCUACGUUUCUGGGCUUUCUGGGCGCAGAAUUGAUGCCCUUAAAACAUCCUCUCAUGAGAAUCCUCGCACCGCAACUAUUAAAAAACAAAGAGAAUAGAUGCAUCGUGUGAUCCAUCAAACAGCUUACUGAGACUUUAUAAAAUCAGAUCUUUAAAAUAGCCUACAGUUAUUGUGUGUGUCUGCGCGUGUGUAAAUGACGCGUUUCAUCCGUCCACUUCACCAGUAGAUUAACUCAGUUUGUGAAUAAGUUACAGUGUUUUUGUGAACUUAAAUAUCUUUAAAUGUCCAUUCCUUCACAUGAAGCUAUUAUUAAAAGACUGAAUAUAGUGCAUAAAACGUUUAUGGCGCUUUUAUAAUACUUUUAUUAACAGCUUGUCAGUAACAACCAUGGCUAACGCACAUAUCGGAAUUGGAUCGCGGUCAUAUUGUCGGUCCUCGAUCCGAUCCAGCAUAUCGGAUCGGGACAUCCCUAAUAUAAGUCGCACUGGACUAUACGUCGCGUUUAUUUAGGAAAUUAUUUUACAAAAUCCAAGCCCAAGAACAGACAUUUAAUCUGGAAUGGCAAGUUAUUUGACUAAACAAUGGCACAUAGAAAAGCAGACUGAAUAGGUGUCAGUACAUGUUAACGUAAAAUUACCAUUUCUUCAACAAACACAAUAGCAUAUCGAACAUACCUGGGAUGCUGAAUAGGCUAAAUUAACACGACAAGCCAAAUCAAGUUCAAAAAGGUCCCGAAGUCAUUCCGCAUCACUGAAUCCAUUGAAUUACAUAAAUACACGAGCAGCAUAGAGCGGACUCUUGCGGCUGUAGACGGUAAUGGUUUCUCUUGGUUCAUAUGAAUUAAGUCGCUACUGUAGAAGUCACGGGACCAGCCAAACUAUGAAAAAAGUGCGACUUAUAGUCCGGAAAAUACGGUACUCACUCUCAAGUUACAAACCUGUAUACAUUUCUUUGUUUUGCUGAACACAAAUGAAGAUAUUUUAGAAAAUGUUAAUAACCAAACAGGUCUGGGGCACCAUUCACUUCCAUAGUAUUAUUUUAUCUACUAUGGAAGUCAAUGGUGCCCCUGAUUUGCUUGGUUACAAAAUAUCAUUCUUUGUAUUCAACUCGUAAGACCAGUCUAAGCAUGCAGCCGGCCACUGAAGUUGACACACAUUAAAUGAAGAGUUUGGUUCCAAAACGCAAUAAAUCCAUUUGGAUUAAUUUCGGUAAAAACGUGUUUUCUAUACCAAGAAAGUGACAAGAUGAAAACCACUAUUUUCUGUUACAAACUUUCACAUAGCAUCUUUAGGUUAUAAUAACAUUAAAAAUUCAAAUCCAUAAUUAGAUUUUCAAAGAUUUAUUAUAAAAACGUAUUAUUUUUCCACAAAAUGAUAUAAAUCUAUUGAAUCAAUAUAUAAAUGUGCAUUCAUCUUUGCCAUGUUAUAUUCAUUUAGUUGACUAGUGAUAUAGACUGAUUAAACAUUAAUGGCAUUAAUCAAAACAUUUACUUUGUCAUAUUAAGAACACUGUCAUUGCUGCUGUUAUACUUGGGACGUCGUCGCUGAACUUUUUUGACAUAGCGAUCAGCUGUAAAAUGUUUUGAUUUUUCUCGAUUUUCGUUGGCUUCGCGUAAAAUAAUGGAAAGUUUUUCAUAAGAUCCCCAACCUCUUAAAAUAUGGUGGAACCAAACUCACAUCAAUAUUCCUCACAUUAAGCCACCGUAAUCACAAUAAAUUGUUAUUGUGACAUGUACGACACAUGGAAACCCACUCAUGUCAAUGUGACAAGUUAAUUUUGGACCCUUUAGAAAUUGCUAUUUGAGUUUUAAGAACCAUUUUCCAUUCAUAAGUCUGAACCUAAGCUCACAAUUAUGCACCAUCUUGUUAGAUUAAGCCUAAUCAGUAGUAAUGUUUGUAAUAGUAGGUCACAUAAUCAGACCAGCCCAAUAUUUUGCACCAGUAAACAUGACUCCAGUAAACAAAACCCCUGCAUUUAUUGUCAAACAGUGCUCGGUGCUUUAAAACCCUCCUGCUGCUGGUGAGAAUUACCUUUGUAUUGUCAGACCCUUUUUGGGAAAUUUAACACUCAUUAGCCUCUUCUAAUUGCAAGCUGUGUUGUGCUGUUUCAUUGGCUGCAAACAGUAAUGGAGGUUACACUGAUUUUAAGCUAAAACUGAUUUGACAGCCCUCGUGGAAGGAAUGAUAAAGCCUCAAGACAUAAACACUACUGCCUUUGCUGGACACCAGAUCAUUAGACGGAUCUCAAAAGGCAUCUGGAUUUAAAGAAAUAAAUGUUCUGCUUUUCUUUUGUUAUAUAUAAAAAAGAGAUCUUAGCCUUUCUGAAACUUGCCAAAUUUGGGCAUUUAAAAUAGAUGUACCAAUGAGACCAUUAUAAUCAGAGAUGGAGGAGACCAGCUCCCUGUCACUUGGUGUGUAAAAACCCAGCUAUUUCUACAUAAUGUAAAGAACACUGUGAAAAUAUCAUCUUAAUAUCUUUAAUAUUGACUGAAAUAUUAAAUCAAUGUGAAAUUAAUUAUUUGACAUCAAAUGCUCCAAAUCGCCAUAUUUAGAUUAUGAGAUUUGCAUUUUACAGACGGGGACACAAAUAUGAGCAACUUGUUUUGAAAUUGUCAGCUGACAAGCUGAAUGUGCCUCUUAAUUAAACUGCUUUAGCUUUCUGAGAACGUGCAACAUGAUUGACAGCUGGAAAAAUCUUUUGAUUGGCUAAACAAAGAAUCUGUCUAAACAUGCAUACUGUAAUAGCUUAAGCCUGUCACAUUUCAGCACACCUGUUUUGUGCUAUCUCUCAGAUAAUAGAGGUGUCAUUCCAUAAAAAAAAGAAAACCUUUAAAAUCCACCAACUGAUUUCCGUUUACAUACAAAUAAGGCCUCAGAUUUAAUUUAAUUUGUAUGUUCAUCUGCAAUAAAUGUAAAACUGCCACAUCCUUUAUAUUAUCUCAAGGAGAGAUUGUUGAAAGGAUGGCCUCGUUUUCACAGCAUUGUUGAGACGCUGUUGACCUGGCUUUGCGGAUCAGGAGCUCGAGCAAGGACGCAUGGAGGAGAAGGAAACCCUAAAGAAACCGAGUCCCAUCCAUCCAGCAGGUCUGCUCCCAGAGGUCCAACGCUCCAAUUUUAGCAAUCUGCUGGGAGCGCCAUCGCUUUCUCUCUUUAUCCCAAUCCCUCUCUUCUCUUAGACCUACUUCCAGCUUUAUGUGCGAUCAGGCCCGGGGAGCGAGAGGCUUUAGCUCUGUCACACUAUUACAAUACGCUAUCACUUCUAUAGUUAUCACACUCCCCUGACCGGAACGUGUUUGUCUUGCGUGAUUUCGGAGCGACCUCGUGAGAGCAGGCGCUGCCGGUCUUUGAGACGGUUCAUCUCUCCAUAACUGCUUUCAGCAAUACUGUUUAAAUUCUGUGUGGGUGCCACUCUGAGACUGUUGAAUAUAGGAGAGGUGGGAAGGUCCUCAUUCCCUGCUAAGCCUGCUGCGUGUUACGCACACGGCUUUUAACUGCACGUUAGAGAUGUUGAAGCAUGGACGUUUGAAUGCAGGAGAUGAUCUCUACAAAUGUCUACACAGAAUGUGACUUUAUGCAGUCACGUCGCCCAAUUGAACUCUUCAACAAUGAAUAUAUAUAUAUAUAUAUAUAUAUAUAUAUAUAUAUAUAUAUAUAUACAUACAUGUGUGUGUGUGUGUAUAUAUAUAUAUUUAUUUUGCCUUAUUUAUUAUGUGAUAUUGAAUAAUGACCAUCAACUGAGAGUCUUAUUUUGUCUGUUUGGGCUCAACCAGUGUUGAUAAUGUAAUGUUUCUGUACAGGGUUCACAUAAUAAUGGCACUUUUAAGACAUUUGAACUGUAAUAAGAUUUUAAAUAUACUUUCCCUGUUAUCUUUUAUCUCACUGGUAUUUUUCUUGAUUUUCACAAUGUGUAAUAAAUUCACUCUCAUUAAAGACGGAUAUUUAAAAAAA
Molecule: messenger RNA, 7624 nt
Organism: Misgurnus anguillicaudatus (oriental weatherfish)
Lineage: Eukaryota; Metazoa; Chordata; Actinopteri; Cypriniformes; Cobitidae
Gene: ccser1
Product: coiled-coil serine-rich protein 1
Source: RefSeq, a predicted model, not a curated record